AUGUCAUUUGUUCCGUCAUUAAGAAGCAAAAUCACUUUAAAUUUGAGUUUUAAUGAGAUCCAAAGACCUACCUCUAAAUGCUCUCAAACAGCAACAAAAAUCCUUCCUUCGCUUACUCCCCCUCCGCCAGUGAACAAAAAAAUUUGGGAAACUCACGGGGUUAAUUUUUUUUUUUUAAAAAAAAUUAUAAAUAUUGUUUUUCGAAAUUUAAAAAAAUCCUAAUUGGAGAGGGUGGGUCUUUGGGAAAAAAUAGCAAUUUUUCUAAUGGUUUUGUUCACUCACGGAGGGGGCGAGUUAGCACAAAACGAAAUUUCCGAAUUUCUCCAAGUCGUCCUAGCUUAACAUCGCGAUUCGGAAAAUCAAGCCAGUUUACAAAUCGAUCAAUUGAUCGCUUUUUUAAAGAUAAUUCACUUGAAAAAUCCAGCCCAACAAGGCAAAAAAGUGCUGAAGCAUUAAGAAGAAAUAAACUCGCUUAUGCAUUAGAUGUAAAUUUUUAUUUAGAUAGCCCGAACAAAAAGAAGUAAAAUAGAAAAUGAAAUUAAACAAGAAACUGAAAGGCUAAGGUCAUAUAAAGAUACAAUACUUUUCAGAGAACUGUUAUUAAUAAAAUAUAAUAAUGCUGCUGUUAUUAUACAAAAACAUAUAAGAGGCUUUUUAACAAGAAAAAAAAUUGAGUCAAAAAUGAUGGAAUUAUGGAAAAAGAAAUUAAAUAAAUCAAUUGAGUUUUUAGAUCAGGAAGUCAAAAAUAUUUAUAUAAAGCUGGGUUGUAGCAUUAUUGAUAAAGUGGUUUUGAUACAAAAGCAUAUCAAAGGGUACUUGAAGAGAAAACGAUUUCGAGCCGCUGCAAAUAGACUAAGAGAGGAAAAACUUAUGCGUAGAGAUAAGGCUACCAAAAUGAUUAUUUCUUGGAUAAAAACUGUUGAUUGCAUAAUAAAUUUAAAAGAAUUGAAAGAAAAACAUAAAAAAUUAACAGAGAUCAGAGACAAACUCUUAUGGAUCAAGAUGAAGCAGUUAUGGUCAACGAGGAAAUUCAACUGAUCAGUAAUAAAAAAGAAAUAUGAACUGUUAGAGCAAACUCUAAUAACUGAAAGUGACCGAUCGAAAACAGCUCAACUGUUAAUCGCACCUAUAACUUAUGAGAGAACAAAAAGCAAAAAUUUUGAACAAUUGAAAAAACCAAGUCGGCGAAUGAGCCUUGAUAUCACUUCAAAAAAUAUCAAAACUCCUGGGAGGCUCGAUUUAACACCAAAAAGCAAACCUGAGCAGCUCAUAUAUAGGUCUUUUGAAAAUUCUAAAGCAAUUUCAUUUGCAGCAAUGGCUGGAGACUGAAUCAGCUCUGCUAUUAAUUUUAAUAAAUGAGAUCAACAAUUAUCAAAUGAAACUAUCCCUGAAAGAAAAGAGCAGCCAAAACUAGAAAUCAACCAAGCAGAAACUAAACGAGCUUCUCGAGUAAAAGUUGCAGACCCAAAGCCUCUAUUCAGAAAUAAAACAGCAUCUAAAAUAGCUUCAAAUAACCCAGCUUUAGAAAGACCGAAAACCCAAAGGUUUCCCCAAAGAAAAGUUGAUACCCUUGAUAUACCCAAAAAAAAGCAUUAA
Messenger RNA from Blepharisma stoltei, 1596 nucleotides. The record is from the annotation of a GenBank genome assembly. Lineage: Eukaryota; Ciliophora; Heterotrichea; Heterotrichida; Blepharismidae.